UGCCCGGCAGAUUCCGGGCUCCCGGGGGCGCGACACCCCGGGAGGCUGGAGCUGGGGAGCGCACGCCUCCCCCCGCCUGCCCCGCGCGGGCCCGGGACUCCGCGGACUCCCGAGCACCUGUCCCGCUCAGCACGCACCGUCCAGGGCACGGACAGCAUGGACGGACCCUCACAGCCCCCCGAGAGCAGCUGGGAUGAGAGCGGCGGUGAGGCCGGGCCGGCGGCCAACCUCACCUUCUCCUCCUACUACCAGCACUCCUUCCCUGUGGCCGCCGUGCUCAUCUCGGCCUACGCGCUCAUCUUCCUGCUCUGCGUGGUGGGCAACACGCUGGUCUGCUGCGUCGUGCUUAGGAACCGGCACAUGCGCACGGUCACCAAUGUGUUCAUCCUCAACCUGGCGGUCAGCGACCUGCUGGUGGGCUUCUUCUGCAUGCCCACCACGCUCGUGGACAACCUCAUCACUGGGUGGCCCUUUGACAAUGCCACGUGCAAACUGAGUGGCCUGGUACAGGGCAUGUCCGUGUCGGCUUCUGUCUUCACACUGGUGGCCAUUGCUGUGGAAAGGUUCCGCUGCAUCGUGCACCCUUUCCGCGAGAAGCUGACCCUGCGCAAGGCGCUGGUCACCAUCGCGGUCAUCUGGGCGGUGGCGCUGCUCAUCAUGUGCCCGUCAGCCGUGACGCUGACCGUCACCCGCGAGGAGCACCACUUCAUGCUGGACGCGCGCAACCGCUCCUACCCGCUGUACGCGUGCUGGGAGGCGUGGCCCGAGCGGGGCAUGCGGCGCGUCUACACCACCGUGCUCUUCUCGCACAUCUACCUGGCGCCGCUGGCGCUGCUGGCGCUGCUGUACGCGCGCAUCGCCCGCAAGCUGCUGCAGGCGGCGGGGCCGGCGCGGGGCGCGGCGGACGCGCGCGCGGGCGAGGGCGGGCGCGGGGCGCGGCGGCGCGCGCGCGUCGUGCACAUGCUGGUCAUCGUGGCGCUCUUCUUCACGCUGUCCUGGCUGCCGCUCUGGGCGCUGCUGCUGCUCACCGACUACGGGCAGCUCAGCGAGCCGCAGCUGCACCUGGUCACCGUCUACGCCUUCCCGCUGGCGCAUUGGCUGGCCUUCUUCAACAGCAGCGCCAACCCUAUCAUCUACGGCUACUUCAACGAGAACUUCCGCCGCGGCUUCCAGGCCGCCUUCCGCGCGCGCCUCUGCCCGCGCCCGCGCGCCCGCCACAAGGACGCCUACUCGCAGCCGCCCGGGGGCCCGCCACGCCCCGGCCCGCGCGCCCCGGCCGCCGCGCCACCCAGCGACUCGGCCCCGCGCUCCGACUCGGGGCCCGGCGCGGGCGCCCCCCGGCCCGGCCUCCUCCCGCUGCGCCACGGCCGCGUGGCCCACCACGGCCUGGCCGCCGGGGACGCGCGAGGCAGCCCGCGCCUGCCCCUCACCGUACCCGCCUGGGAUACCUGAGCGGUCCCGGGGCAGGCCCUCGCCCCGCCCGGCAGGUCCCGGGGGCUGCACCCGUGAGACCCCCGGGGUGAGGGCAGCCGGGCCGCGGAGCCGCUGUCCGCGCGGUCUCCUCGCAGAGCCUCCAGCUUACGCUCAGUCCCUUCUGCGCGGUCAGCGCCACGCACACUCCCUGCGGGAUGCUCGGGAGGAGGCCCGGGAGGAGGCCCGGGAGGGGCCUUCCUCUUCCCUUCUACUGAGGCCGGGACGGAGGGGGCUGGUCGCUCCCGGGGUCUUAACUGGAGACUGUCAGGAUUUCACCAGCUCCCUCCCUCCCCUAAGGAAGUGCACAGCGAAGUGUGCAGAUCCGAAGAAGCUGAAAGCCAGACUGGCCUGUCCACCUGGCACUUUGCGUCCACGUGGAGGGGGGUCCUGAGCCCCUCCCCAGCCCCCCUUCCUAGGAAAACAGGGGUCCUGCCCCCUCUUCACAGGAUUCUCUUGUUUGUUCCAGGAGGGGUCCGGAGACAUUCUCUUCUCCCCAAAGGACCCCACCCCAACAGUGUGUGGGAUCUAACCUCUGCCCACGAGCCCUGGGAAUGGGGUCAGUAGCAGGCUCAGCUCAAGGGCUGGGCGCCUGAAGCCAGAGGCAGGAGAGGAAGAGAAGGGUUCAAGCCCAGGCAGGAACCUACAAACUAUCUGGAGCGGAGAGGCCACUGCCAAGACCCGGGGCAGGAGGCAGGGGAAGUGCUCUGCUCUCUGCCCUAGAGCCACACUUCCCUGCUCAUUGGAGGUGCAGGUGCAAAGCCUCCCCUCGGCCAUUCUUCCUGUUCCCUGUGGAGAACUGGGGCUCACAAAACCUUCCUGGCCACAGAAGUGCCCUAAGAAGGGUUGGGCCCUGCAGAAGGAACUGGCCCCCUGCCACCCCGCCUGCUUUCACCCAGCACCCCUGCAUUGCCUUGAAGGAAGGAGGCUUCCUCCAUGCACAUGGAAAGACAGCACUCCCUCCGUGUCCAGACCCUUUCCUGCUCUCUCCAGAGAAAACGGCAUUGCUGCCACUUUCAUAAACGGGGAACAACGAGUUUCCAGGAGUCGGCCAAGGCUGUGACUUUGGAGGCUGGAUUGGUACCCGGCACAGUGACUUAACCCUGUUCGAUCCAUGCAGAUGCUGGGUGCAGGGAAUUCCCAAGCGCUUGUCCAGACACUGUCUCCUUUGACUUCUCCCAGGGAAGUAGAAGUGGGAAAUGAAAUGCUCGACACUGUUGCCAUUUCAGUCUUGAGGCUUCCUAAGCAGUCAGGGUCACAGGCCACAGAGGGGCCCGAUGUGAAUGAAAAUGUCUCUUCUGAUGGUUUCCCAUGUUACGUGCUCCCGCCCCUUCGUGGAGGCUGAGGAGGGUAUAAGGGGGAAGGGAGCUGGAAAUUUCCAUCAAGGUUUUUGGGCUGCCGGUAAACCAGAAGGCUCUUGGCUCCAGAAUGUCCACCAUCAAGCUCUUGGUCUGCCUGAGAAAUGAGUCUAUUGUGUUUACUCUUGUAAUAUUCUGCAGACAUGGAGGAUGGUUGAGUACAACAUCCAUGAUCCAUGUCAAGUGCCAGGAUCCAUCACGGCCACCGCCGGGUCUGUGGGUGGGGCCGGGGGAGGGGCUCAGGAGAGGGCCUAUGUGCUCGUGUCUCCCUCCAUAUUCUAGUCCCAGGGUGGGUGCCAUACUGGAGCUCCAUCAGUGACACAGUCUCAGAGUGUUCCUGGCUUCCGGCUGCGAAGAAUUCUGAUUCCAGGUUCUAAAAAUAGUUCCGGGAACAGGUCCUUUCAGACGCCUGUAAGCUAUCUGAAGACGCCAUUUGGUCUUCUCUCUUAGCAAGUGUUUCCCUUGCAUGCUCCCCAACCCCCAAAUCACACCUUUAUAGCAGCCAUUCAUUCAAGCAAACCUUUCCACCAAAACGCCCAUACCUAGUUUCCUCUAAAACAAGACAGGCUUUGAAAGAUUGAGUCUGUAAAACAAACACGAAAUUGCUUUAGGUUGUAACUCAUCUAUCUUACCAUUGGUUUUCUUUCUUUCUUUCUUUCUUUCUUUCUUUCUUUCUUUCUUUCUUUCUUUCUUUCUUUCUUUCUUUCUUUCUUUCUUUCUUUCUUUCUUUCUCUUUCCUUCUUUCUUUCCUUCUUUCUUUCUUUCUUUCUUUCUUUCUUUCUUUCUUUCUUUCUUUCUUUCUUUCUUUCUUUUUUUUUGUUUGUUUUUGUUUUUGUUUUUGGACCACACCUGGCAAAUCUAAGGGUAACUCCUGACUUUACAGUCAGGAAUCAUUCCUGGCAGGCUCGAGGGACCAUAUGGGAUGCCAGAGAUGAAACCCAGGUUGGCGUCUGCAUGUAAGGCAAAUGUCCCAGCCACUGUACUAUCUCUCUGGUCCCUGGUUUUAUUUCUUUUUUAAACACUAGUCAAGGGUUGGAGAUAUCAUAUAGGAGAUAAGGCAUUUGAACUGGAUCCCAGUAUAAAUUUCUGGGUACCAUGUAUGGCUCCCUGAGCACCACCAGGUAGCUCCCAAUGCCCCAAAACAAAACUAUUGCCUGAUCAUUCAAAAUUUGGUCUAAAUGAUAAUAGAUAUGGCUUAAUGAUUUAUUGAGUGGGUGAGGCCCUGUGUGUUUCAUGUGAAGUGUGUGUAUGUGUGUGUGUGUGUGUGUGUGUGUGUGUGUGAGAGAGAGAGAGAGAGAGAGAGAAAGAGAGAGAGAGUUAGAAUAUGUAGAGGACAAGAUUUACCAUAGCAACCAUUUUCAAAUGUCCAGAUUAGAGGUAUAAAGUUCAUUCAUGUUGUGUAACCGCUAUUGAUUUCCAGAUUUUUUUUUUUAACAUAUCAAACUGCAACUCUGACCCCACUUAACAAUAAUCCCAGGUUCCUCCUGGAGGUAAUCACCAUUCUAUUUUCCUAUUUUUCCAAAAAAAUUUUUUACGACUCUUGGUACCUCACCCUAGGGCUCAUAUUCUAUUUGCCCUUUGUAUCUGGCUUAUUUCCCUAAGCAUCGUGUCUUUAAGGUUCUUCCCUGCUGUAGUCAAAGUCCCUCCUUUUUAUAAAGCUGAUCAAUCUUCCAUUGCAUGUCUGUGCACAUUUUGUUUAUCCAUUCACCCACUGAUGAAUGCUUGGGUAUUUUAUUUUAUUUUGGUUUUUACUUCAUACCUGGCAGUGCUCAGGGGUUACUCCUGCCUCUGCACUCAGGAAUCACUCCUGGUGGUAUGUGGGGGACCAUAUGGGAUGCCAGGGAUCAAACUCAAGUUGUCUGUGCAAUACAAGCACUCUGCCCUCUGUACUGUCUCUCUGGCCCCUGAGUCUUCAUUUUAGAAAGAAUGUGUGCCAUUUUAAGAUAUUCGACUCAAAUAAAAAAAUAA
Messenger RNA from Sorex araneus (European shrew), 4796 nucleotides. It is a transcript of the gene NPFFR1, whose product is annotated as neuropeptide FF receptor 1. Gene Ontology annotation, molecular function: neuropeptide receptor activity; peptide binding. Lineage: Eukaryota; Metazoa; Chordata; Mammalia; Eulipotyphla; Soricidae. Gene Ontology annotation, cellular component: membrane. Bases 157 to 1452 code for a protein of 431 amino acids. The transcript has 4 exons. The record is from RefSeq and is a predicted model, not a curated record. Gene Ontology annotation, biological process: G protein-coupled receptor signaling pathway.